Messenger RNA from Melanotaenia boesemani (Boeseman's rainbowfish), 1808 nucleotides. RefSeq names its product calponin 3, acidic a (gene cnn3a). Lineage: Eukaryota; Metazoa; Chordata; Actinopteri; Atheriniformes; Melanotaeniidae. The transcript is spliced from 7 exons. Bases 190 to 1179 code for a protein of 329 amino acids. Gene Ontology annotation, biological process: actomyosin structure organization. Gene Ontology annotation, molecular function: actin binding. The record is from RefSeq and is a predicted model, not a curated record.
UUUUCUCAUCCGAGUUUGCGGUCCACGCAACGGAGUCUCCAGCAACCGUGUAACUUCACGGAGUAGUUUUUACAUUUUUAUUUUCUUUCUCUCGUCUGGUCCGGUCGUUGAAACGGACGGAAGUUUUUAACUGUUUUUUCACCAAACAAGCUCUUUUCUAACUUGGGGUUAACGCGCAGAACCAAGAAAAUGACACAUUUUAAUAAGGGACCAGCCUACGGAUUGUCUGCUGAAGUGAAGAGCAAAAUCGCUCAAAAAUAUGACCUACAAAAAGAGGAGGAGCUCCGCUUCUGGAUUGAGGAGGUAACGGGGAUGUCCAUUGGAGAGAACUUCCAGAAAGGUUUGAAGGAUGGCGUCAUUCUCUGCGAACUGGUUAAUAAACUGCAGCCUGGUUCUGUAAAGAAAAUCAACCUUUCACAGCUAAACUGGCACAAGCUGGAAAACCUGGGGAAUUUCAUCAAAGCCAUCCUGGCUUACGGCCUGAAGCCCAGCGACAUCUUUGAGGCCAAUGACCUGUUUGAAAAUGGGAAUAUGACACAAGUACAGACCACACUGCUGGCGCUGGCUAGCAUGGCCAAGACUAAAGGCAUGGACACAAAGAUUGAUAUCGGAGUGAAAUAUGCCGACAAACAAGCUCGACAUUUUGAUGACGAAAAGAUCAAAGCUGGACAGUGUGUCAUUGGACUGCAGAUGGGAACAAACAAGUGUGCAAGUCAGGCUGGAAUGACGGCGUAUGGGACCAGAAGACAUCUGUAUGAUCCAAAGACUCAGACUGACAAACCGUAUGAUCAGACUACCAUCAGUCUGCAGAUGGGAACCAACAAAGGAGCCAGUCAGGCGGGCAUGUCGGCCCCCGGUACCCGCAGAGACAUCUUUGACCAGAAGGUGGCGCUGCAGCCGGCGGACAACUCUACCAUCUCCCUCCAGAUGGGCACCAACAAGGUGGCAUCCCAGAGAGGUAUGAGCGUAUACGGCCUGGGCCGACAAGUUUACGACCCGAAGUACUGCGCGCCCCCAACUGAGCCGGUCAUUCACACCAACGGCAGCCAGGGCACCGGCACCAACGGCUCGGAGAUCAGUGACAGUGACUAUCAGGCCGAGUUCCAGGAGGACGACUUCCACGGAGGCUACCACAAUGACUAUGACGCCCACUACCACGACCAGAACAUUGACUAUUAGUGGACACCUCCUCCUCCACAGCAGUAUUAAGCAUAUUUUAUCAAGUACACAACAGAGCAAGCCUUCUGCUAUCCUCGGUAGUCCUUUUUAACCUUUUGAAGCAUAAAGAAGUGUUUUCUUGCUCUUCAUCUUCAACUAGACUCUUUGAACAGCCAGAGUUGUACUAGUGUAGAAUAAUUAGUUAACUUGAAAGCAGGCUUUUCAGUAUAAACUUUAAAAGAAAAAGUCAUGGAACAUUAUGGUAGUGACAAUGUCGACCACUUUUGUAACUUUAAAUGAAACCGCUGCAUCCCAGCGUUUCUGAAGCAUCGCUGAUCUGCGCUGAAGUCCUCAACAGUGAUCUGAUUCCUCCCCAUCUCCUCUCUGAAAUGUCCCACGUAGCCAUUGUUGUAGUACUACAAUAUUUCAUGAAAAAUAACUGCAUGAUUUUCUCCUUUAAGAUCCCGAUGACCAAACUUGAUUUGAUUCUUUUCCAGCCAGACUUUCUUGUGCUUCACAUUACCCACUUUUUAUGUUUCCCCUUGUAUCCCCAAAGCUGUAUUUAUUGCAGUGCCUCUUUGUAAGACAUUCUACAGUUUUAUGGUCAAGAUUUUAAAUUGUAUGUUUCAAAUAAAGCCUUAAAUUCUUUA